ACGUGACAGGAGAGAUAAAGCCGCAUGCGUUUCGAUUCUAAUCGUAUUCGUGCAAACUAGAUAUAUGUUCGCGAAGAGCGGCGCUUUAGAAUCACUCUGAUUUUUGAAGAAAUAUGGCGGAUGUUGAGCUAACAAAAGCUUUGAAGGAUUUACCGAAUCGAGUUCAGACCGCCAGCAAAAAGGAGCGGCGUGAAAUUCUGCAAAAUGUCGUCGGCGUAUUAUCAAAUCCCGGCAUUAAUGACAAAAUUGUUAAUGGGAUAUGUAAGGUGGUAUCGCUUACCUUACAUAGAUAUAAAGAUAGUGCUUCUCAGUCCUACGUGAGAAAUCUAAUCACAGAGCUUCUUAAAAAACAAUCAGAAGCUACUAUUAAACAUAUGACAACUGUAAUUUCAGAGCAAGCUAUUUGGCAUAAGAAUGUAGUUGCGACUUUGAAUACCGCUCUAACUGCAUAUACUGCAUUGAAAUGGUCAAAUUUAGUUAUUCUUUAUGGAUAUAAUAAAUUGGAUAAUACCGAGAUGAAUGAGUUUUUAGCGAAACUUAUUGAAGCACAGGCAAAUUUAUCUGCUGCAGCUUUGGCAUCUGCAGAUAAAAAACUUGCAAACAAGGUGUAUACAUUAUUCGCACAUGAAUGGUCAGCCAUUAACAGUAUAGAAGUUAUUUAUGUGGAAAAUUUAACAAAAUUGGAAAUUGGUAAUGGAGUAAUUAUUCUAGCCAGUUUGCUUACGAAAUAUUUAGUUUCUACAAAAAGAAAUAAUUUGGUAGAACAAUUGAAAAUAAACAUGAUAGACAUUUUUAUAAAAGUGACAAUUAGCUGUAAGAAGAAGCCAGAUUUAUAUGUGGUGGAUGCAGCUGUGCCACUUCUUCGGAGAUUAACUCACGAAGAAUUCAAAACCCAAUUACUUCCUGCUUUACAGAAAGCUAUGUUGCGAAAUCCGGAAAUUAUAAUUGAAUCAGUCGGUCACAUUUUAAGCGGAUUAAGUCUUGAUUUGAGCCAGUAUAGCCAAGAGAUAAGUAAAGGAUUAUUUGCUAAUUUACAUUCUAAAGAGGAUCUAGUGAGAGAUGAAGCGGUUGGGGCGUGUCGUAAACUUGCCCUACAGUGUUCCGAUACGACGGCUUUAGAGACACUGCUAUCAUCUGUAUUUGCAGUGUUUCAUGGAUCAGAAGGAAAGCUUACGGUCGCGACUCAUAAGAUCUCCGUGUUGCAAGGAGCCGGCAAUCUUAGCUAUAACGUGGCUUCGGGUAGCAGUGUGCAGAAAUUAGCCGAAACAGCGUGCGAGCAUUUUGUCAAAGUUCUUGAAACUGAGGUUCACGAGAAGACGCUGAUACAGGCUCUCGAAAUGAUGGCACUAUGGUCCAAGAAAUUUUCGUCCAGUCUACCGAAAAUUGUAGUAGAUGCUUUCAAGAAAGGCAUGGCGGCGAAAACAUCCACCGCCGCAGUGCGUACCGCUUACAUCAAAUUAUUCUUUUCGACUCCCGCCACUCCUUACUCGACAGUAAUAGCACCGAUACUCACGCAAGCGAUAACACGAGCUAUGCAGCAAUGCGCGCAACCGGCAGCGGUAACCGAAGGUCUAGUCGCUUCGUAUCUCUUAUUGAAGUUUGUAUUAGCCGAUCAAGUGGAAAAUGACAAGCAGAAUGUAUUGUGGAAUGCGAUUGACGAACAAAUAUUCUUUUCCGAAAAAUUUUUGUCGAUGUGCGGCGACGAUAUAUUGUAUCACCUUAUGUUGCUAUGUGAACGACUAAUCACCGAAUUUUCCGAUAGACUGAACGAAAAAGCUUUAACGGGGAUUCAUCGAGCAAUUGUAUCUUGCGCUACUGCCUCAAAUUCCGCGACGCGACAACGAUGUUUCCCAUUGGUUAAGAAGAUUAUGACCGGUUUGAGUACGUAUGCGCCGGCACAGGCUCUACUAAUGGAGUUUAAUAAAUUUUUGGAGAAUGUUAAGAUUAAAUCUGAAUCGGAUAAAGAAAGUAAAGAAGAAUCUUCGAUGGGAGAAAUUACCGGUAGAUGUCUUGCAGACGGAUUGCUCGCCAUAUGUUCAGGUUCCUUUUUAUUUGACGUUCCUACCUAUCAAAUGACCAGAGAUGCUCUACUUCCAUCUCAUCAUCCGGCGUUGCUCAAAGCUGUACCAAAUUUAUGGUUCAAGAUCGCUAAGAACUACAAUCUUAUACCAAAGGACUUCUUACGUAGCUGUAGUAACGAAGUAAGAAAAAUGCUGAUUCAGAAUUAUAAACCAGUACCAAAUUAUGAAAAUGCACUUGUAAAAAUCGUAUCGCUUGCACCAGACGCUUUUCUACCUGCAUUAGUGUCGAAUGUUACAAGUAAACUGGAUGAUCCAGAAAUUUUAAAAGUUACCAAGGACGAAUAUUUUACGUAUCUCACUCCUGAAGGAGAACUUUAUGACAAGAGCGUGUUGCCCGUCAAUGACGAGAACGAUAUUCUCAACUCUAUGAAUAUGAAGAGAGAAAGUAAAGUUUAUUCAUUUAAGGAACAACAAGAAGAACUUCAAUUGAGACGCGAAUUAUACGAGAAACGAAAACGAGAAGGCAAGAUAAAAGAACCAAAAUUAACGCCUAAACAAGAAGAGACUUUGAAAGCACAGAUUGCGAAAGAAAAUGAUAUUCGUAAGAGAUUAACUGAAUUGAAAGCCAAAAUAGAUAAUACCGUAUCUUUAGUAACAUGCUCGAUACGUGGUAAUCGACAAGAACUAUCCUUGUACUUGAAGGAUCUUUUACCGCCUAUUUUAAAAAAUCUGAGUUCUCCAUUGGCAGCUCCUGAAAUGUCAGAGCUAUAUAUAUCUCUUCGUCAAACCGUGACAAUGGAUAAUAGCGCAAUUCUAGGUGAUCUUAUCGCUCAUGUUACAUUACGGCAAUUGCAACCACAGUGCGAUUUGGAUCAAGCCUGGGAAGAAGAAAAUCUCGAUGUAGCAGUUAAAAGAACGUUGAACCUUAUACAUGCGGUAACGAUCAAGAAGAAAGAAUUAUUUACGGCACCUGCAUUUUGUUACGUUUUUCCUUUCAUAAGAAAGACUUUGCUAUCAUAUAAGGACGAUGGCAUGAUUGUACAGGGAUUGCAAUUGAUUCAAGAACAUGCCAAACAGAGAGGUGACAACGAUCUGAAAGACAUCAGGCAUCCUAGACUUUUGCCGCGUAAACAAAUGUUCGAUCUGCUUAUCGAACUUAUGGAGACUACAACAGGUCGAGUACAGUCACAUGCAGUGGCAACCUUAUUAGACGUCGCGCAAUCCGGCAGUGGUCAACCGGGUACAGCAAUCGCUACCAGUGAGGAUAUAGAUUCCUUGAUCGGUGCAUUGCAAAAUUCGCUGUCCACUGUGAGGGACGCGGCUCUUAGAGGACUGAUCGUAAUACGACAAGCUAUUCCAUCCCGGAAGGAAAAUCAAGAUCAGUUCGACAGACUCACCAGAAGAGUAUGGAUCGCACGAUUUGACGUAAAUGACGAGAAUAAGAUUCUCGCUGUCGAAUUGUGGAACGCGGUCGACUUUAUCUGGGAUCCGGAAGUCCUUUGCGAAGAAUUGAUCCAAGAUAUAGCCCAUCCGGUCGAGCCAGUGCAGCAGGCAGCCGCUCACGCAUUAGCGCAGUGCUUGGCCAAUGUACGCCAUUUAACAUCGUCCGUAUUGGACAAUCUGUUGGAAUUGUAUCAAGAGAAAUUGGCUAUGAUCCCGCCGAAAUUGAACGACUUUGGUCGCGUCAUUGAGCCGCCGAUUGAUACGUGGGGCCCGCGGCGAGGGGUAGCGCUUGCUCUAGCCCAAAUAGCGCCGCUUCUUACUGCCGAUACGGUACACCGGCUCAUUCAGUUCUUCGUGGUAACCGGACUUGGAGACAGAAACCAAUUCGUACGCACCGAGAUGCUGACAGCCGCUGUCGCGGCAGUCGAUCUACAUGGUAGCGCGAACAUAACUUCGCUACUUCCAGUCUUCGAGAAUUUUAUGGAUAAGGCUCCGAAAAUCGGCAGCUUUGACUCGAUCAAACAAUCGGUGGUAAUUCUCAUGGGGUCACUCGCGAGACACUUGGAUAAAAACGAUCCACGAAUCAAGCCGAUCGUGAUGCGUCUCAUCGCGGCACUUUCUACUCCUUCGCAACAGGUGCAGGAGGCUGUAGCCAAUUGUUUGCCGCAUCUGACGGACUCCAUUAAGGAAGAUGCGCCGAAAAUCGUGGACAAUCUUAUGGACCAGCUUCUCAAAUCGGACAAAUACGGCGAGCGUAAGGGCGCGGCAUACGGACUGGCGGGUCUCAUCAAGGGUAUGGGAAUUCUCGCACUGAAGCAAUUGGAUAUUAUGAGCAAGCUAACGAACGCUAUUCAAGAUAAAAAGAACUACCGACAUCGCGAGGGCGCGCUGUUCGCCUUCGAGAUGUUGUGUACAAUGCUCGGAAGAUUAUUUGAGCCUUACAUAGUACAUGUUUUGCCGCACUUGCUACUUUGCUUUGGUGAUUCGAGUCAAUAUGUAAGAACUGCCACUGACGAUACUGCUAGAAUAGUGAUGAGUAAACUUUCUGCCCACGGCGUUAAGCUUGUUCUACCAAGUCUAUUGGCAGCUCUAGAAGAAGAUUCAUGGAGAACAAAAACAGGAUCUGUCGAAUUACUUGGUGCUAUGGCAUAUUGUGCGCCGAAACAGUUGAGUAGUUGUUUACCGAAUAUUGUCCCGAAGUUGAUAGAAGUACUCAGCGAUUCCCAUACAAAAGUGCAAGAAGCUGGUGCGGAAGCGCUCAAAGUCAUCGGAAGUGUCAUUCGUAAUCCGGAGAUUCAAGCGAUUGUGCCGGUAUUGUUGAAAGCAUUGCAGGAUCCUUCGCACAAAACCGCUACUUGUCUCCAGACUUUGCUGGAUACGCAAUUCGUACAUUUCAUUGACGCUCCCUCACUAGCUUUAAUUAUGCCUGUCGUGCAACGUGCGUUUCUUGAUCGUUCGACGGAGACCAGAAAAAUGGCCGCGCAGAUUAUAGGCAACAUGUACUCCUUAACUGACCAGAAAGACUUGACCCCGUAUCUGCCGACUAUUAUACCGGGCCUGAAGACGAGUCUGCUUGAUCCCGUGCCUGAAGUGCGCAGUGUGUCGGCAAGAGCGCUAGGAGCAAUGGUACGUGGGAUGGGCGAAUCUAGUUUUGAGGAUCUAUUACCGUGGCUGAUGCAAACGUUGACCUCUGAGACCAGCAGCGUCGACCGAUCCGGCGCCGCGCAAGGUCUCUCUGAGGUAGUACGCGGACUGGGCGUUGAAAAACUUCACAAGCUCAUGCCCGAGAUUAUCAGUACCGCCGAGAGAACUGAUAUUGCUCCCCACGUGAAAGACGGAUACAUUAUGAUGUUCAUAUACAUGCCAAGUGCAUUUACCACGGAAUUCACACCAUACAUAGGACAAAUCAUUAAUCCGAUUCUGAAGGCUUUGGCCGAUGAGAACGAAUACGUGCGGGAGACUGCGUUGAGAGCGGGACAACGUAUCGUAACUCUUUAUGCCGAUUCAGCGAUAAUGUUGUUGUUACCGGAAUUGGAGAAGGGCCUUUUUGACGACAAUUGGCGUAUUCGAUAUUCGUCUGUACAACUGUUGGGUGAUUUAUUAUAUAGGAUUUCCGGCGUAUCGGGCAAGAUGUCAACUGAAACUGCAAGCGAGGAUGAUAAUUUCGGUACAGAACAGUCACAUUACGCCAUUAUAAAUGCUUUAGGCGCGGAGAGGCGGAAUCGUGUGUUGGCCGGUCUCUACAUGGGUCGAUCGGAUGUAGCUCUAAUGGUACGCCAGGCAGCUCUUCACGUUUGGAAGGUAGUAGUAACAAAUACACCGAGGACGUUGCGAGAGAUAUUACCGACCUUGUUUACUCUUCUAUUGGGAUGUUUGGCGAGUACGAGUUAUGAUAAGAGACAAGUGGCAGCACGAACAUUGGGCGAUCUUGUGCGAAAAUUGGGAGAGCGAGUGUUGCCUGAGAUCAUACCGAUUUUGGAGAAAGGCUUACAGAGUGAUCAAGCCGAUCAACGCCAAGGAGUGUGUAUAGGUCUCUCGGAAAUUAUGGCGAGCACCAAUAAGGACAUGGUGUUGACUUUUGUUAUUAGUCUUGUCCCAACAGUUAGAAAAGCGCUCUGCGAUCCGCUGCCGGAAGUUCGACAGGCUGCGGCUAAGACUUUCGACGGUUUGCAUUCCACGGUGGGAGUUCGCGCGCUCGAUGAUAUAUUGCCGGCCAUGUUAACCCAACUGAAUUCUCCGGAUCCCGCGGAAGCAGAGAAUACGUUGGACGGCUUACGUCAAGUUAUGGCGAUCAAAUCUCGUGUUGUAUUGCCGUAUCUAGUUCCACAAUUAGCCUCCCCGCCGGUUAACACGAAAGCGCUGUCGAUACUAGCCAGUGUGGCAGGAGAAGCAUUGACAAGGUUCCUUCACAGAAUUUUGCCAGCGUUACUUACUGCUCUUUCCAGUGCGCAAGGAACGGCGAAUGAACUGCAAGAAUUAGAAUAUUGCCAGGCCGUCGUUCUUUCCGUUACCGAUGAGGUAGGCGUUAGAACUGUCAUGGAUCAGCUGAUGGAGGCUACGAAAGCGGAAGAUCUCUCAAAACGACGAAGUGCCGCGACGUUGCUGUGUGCGUUCUGUCGCGACACUCGCGCCGAUUACAGCCAAUAUGUGCCGCAAUUGCUUAGAGGUUUGAUUCAUUUAUUCACUGAUGAAGACAGAGAUGUAUUACAGAUGAGUUGGGAGGCGCUCACAGCCGUUACAAAGACUCUGUCAUCUGAGCAGCAAAUAGCGCACGUACAGGAUAUUAGGCAAGCCGUUCGAUUCGCAGUGUCUGAUUUGAAAGGUCAGGAAUUGUUACCCGGAUUCUGUCUUCCUAAAGGCAUCACGCCGAUACUACCAAUCUUCAGAGAGGCUAUACUGAAUGGUUUGCCGGAAGCGAAAGAACACGCGGCUCAGGGGUUGGGAGAAGUUAUAAGGUUGUCUAGCGCGGCUGCAUUGCAACCAAGCGUCGUGCAUAUUACCGGUCCACUUAUUCGAAUCCUCGGUGAUCGUUUCAAUUGGAGCGUUAAAGCAGCCGUAUUGGAAACACUUGCGAUAUUACUUGGAAAGGUUGGCGUCAUGUUAAAACAAUUUUUGCCACAAUUGCAAACUACUUUUCUAAGAGCUUUAAAUGACAGUAAUCGGCAAGUCAGAUUGAAAGCAGCUUAUGCUCUUAGCAAUCUGAUAGUCAUUCAUACGCGUGUCGAUCCUUUAUUUACUGAACUUCACACUGGUAUCAAGACAGGAGAUGAUCCUGCAAUAAGGGAGACAAUGCUGCAAGCUCUCAGAGGUGUAUUGACUCCCGCUGGUGACAAAAUGACUGAUCCAAUGAAGAAACAAGUAUUCGCAACACUCAGUAGCAUGCUUGGUCAUCCGGAAGAUGUUACGAGAAACGCGGUUGCCGGUUGUUUUGGCGCCCUUUUACGAUGGUUGAAUCCAGAACAAUUAGCAAUUGCAUUUAACGAUCAUCUCUUAUGUAACGACGUUAAUGUCGACUGGAUGCUCAGACAUGGACGCUCGGCCGCUCUUUUCGUAGUGCUAAAGGAAUCACCCGUUACAGUAUACAAUCCUAAAGAGAAGGAUCGCGUUUGUGCAGUGAUACUUUCAUACUUGGCUGCGGACAGAGUGCAAAUAGUCAUGAAUGGCAUACGAGCAUGCGGAUAUCUAUUUCAGUAUCUCAUGAAUGAAUCGUUACCUGUACCGCAGCAAAUUUUGUCGCCUUUCGUGCGAUCAAUGAAUAAUAAUAGUAACGAUGUAAAGCAAUUACUCGCUCGAGUUUGCAUACAUCUUGCACGCAACAUCCCACCUGAAAAUAUGUCGGCUGAAUUGCUCAGAGCUCUGUUACCGAUGCUGGUGAACGGAACGAAGGAGAAGAACGGAUAUGUCAAAGCGAAUAGCGAACUUGCGCUUAUCGCGGUGCUUCGACUGAGGCAGGGUGAAGAUGAACAUCAACGUUGCAUGGCUUUCUUGGAUGUUGGCGCAAAGGAGUCUCUAUCUGAUGUGGUCAGCAAAGUGUUGCGUAAGUCCUCUCAGCCGGAGGGCAAAAUAGAAGAAUUAGACGAUACGUUACUCACGUGAGAGAUAUUGUACUUUCGGGGGCUUAUUACGCACUAUACACGUUCCAAUAAUCGUAUUACUCGUCAUUAUUCGCCUGACCUCUAUAAAGAAGAGAAUUAUCGUUCAUGUAUCAGUUACAUUAUGAGCAAACUAGUUCGUUCAACAUUGUAUCUCGAUAAGCAAUUAAAGAGCGUAAAGCGGAGAA
Molecule: messenger RNA, 8244 nt
Organism: Cataglyphis hispanica
Lineage: Eukaryota; Metazoa; Arthropoda; Insecta; Hymenoptera; Formicidae
Gene: l(3)80Fj
Product: eIF-2-alpha kinase activator GCN1
Biological process (GO): regulation of translation; cellular response to amino acid starvation
Cellular component (GO): cytosol
Molecular function (GO): protein kinase regulator activity
Source: RefSeq, a predicted model, not a curated record